AAAAUGGUUUUUAUUUUUAUUGCAGAUACAAAAUUUCAGCUGGUGCUUCUUCAACUGUUGGGAUAGCAAAUGUUGGGGCAAUGUGCACAGUGCAAAGUGUUUCUGUUGUUGUUCAAAAUGGAGGUUUCACAGAAGUCUUAAUUGCUGCUCAUGAAAUUGGACACAGUUUGAACAGUAAACAUGAUGGAAUUGACAACGAGUGUCUUGAGAGUGAUUCCUAUAUUAUGUCAGCAAGUGUUGUGAAUAAUCAAUCACCAUCACAAAAACUGAACAGUUUUCUAUUCUCUCCCUGUAGUAUCAAUACAAUGAAAAGAUUUGUGCAAGAUCUGUCAAAUAACUGCUUGGAAAAUCCAGGAAAACUAUUUAAUGAUAUACCCACUGUUAGUAGACCUACUGGACAAGUCUACAGUCCUCAAGAACAAUGCAGGACAUUCACUGGUUCUACAGGACUUUGCUCAAUAUUUUUCAAUCAGAGUUUAUCUCAGCUGUGUUUAAAUUUACAAUGUCUGGAAGGUGCCAAUUCCUGUAGAGAGCAACAUGCUGCACAUAAGACAUCGUGUGGAAGCAAAAAGUGGUGCGUAUCUGGAAAAUGUGUAUAUGAUACUGCAGCCCCUAAAAUAGAUGAGAAAUGUCCAUUUGGAGAUAAUGAGAAUCUUCGGUUUACGGUGAUAUUUCCAGGCAGUGACAAAACGAUUGUACCAUCAAAUUGUAGACAACUUUUAGAAUUGGUUCCAGGAGUUUGUGUUAAUCAGGCACAAAGGGCCCAUUGCUGCAAAACAUGUAAUCCAGACAAAGGUAGGAAACAAAAUUGAAUGUGGAACCUGAGGAAAGUAGAGGUGGUUUGUGUGAUAAAGAUUGUCUUUG
This is a messenger RNA of Octopus sinensis (East Asian common octopus), 864 nucleotides long. RefSeq names its product metalloprotease mig-17-like. Gene Ontology annotation, biological process: proteolysis. The record is from RefSeq and is a predicted model, not a curated record. The transcript has 7 exons. Gene Ontology annotation, molecular function: metalloendopeptidase activity. Bases 81 to 812 code for a protein of 243 amino acids. NCBI's taxonomy places the organism in Eukaryota, Metazoa, Mollusca, Cephalopoda, Octopoda, Octopodidae.